Messenger RNA from Toxotes jaculatrix (banded archerfish), 5400 nucleotides. It is a transcript of the gene tor4aa, whose product is annotated as torsin family 4, member Aa. The transcript has 3 exons. Bases 2842 to 4149 code for a protein of 435 amino acids. The record is from RefSeq and is a predicted model, not a curated record. Gene Ontology annotation, cellular component: endoplasmic reticulum lumen; nuclear envelope. Gene Ontology annotation, molecular function: ATP hydrolysis activity; ATP binding. NCBI's taxonomy places the organism in Eukaryota, Metazoa, Chordata, Actinopteri, Toxotidae.
UCACCUAAAUUUUAGCAUUAAAGCUAACAAGCGGAUUCACUCAGAUGCUGAACUAUUUAACGGCGAGGACAGUGGGAGGAAACUGAGGUUGAAAUCUGAUGUGGAAAGAGCUGGUUUUUAGUUUCUUCAUGUAGCCUGUGCUGUCACACCAGCUACAUCGCUAAACUAGAAAAACCGCCUCCGCCAACCAGUCAAGUUUACAUCCAUGUCUGUCCAUAUAAUGUAUUUAGUGAAGCCUUUGAAGAAGUUUAAUAAAAGGUUUUUAAGUGUAUGUUGUCGGAUUUAGUGUAUGAUUUCUGGAGUCAUGGCCAAAAAUGUAACUUGAGAAGUCACAGUGAUUUCGACCUUUGACCUUUGAGCAUCAACUUCUGAUCAGUUCAUCCUUGAAUCUAAGGGAAUACUUGUGCAAAAUUUGAAUUGAGUUCCUUGAAAGCGUUUGUGAGAUAUCGUGUUGACGAGAAUGGGACGGGGCCAACAACCUGCAGCUUCCGCGGGCGGUGUGGCAUUAAAAAAAAAAGGAUGUGGUUUGUGUGUCUGCAGGGUCAUCGUGCAGCUGGCUUUGAUAAGUCUUAACUGAAUUUGUUGCCGUUGAAUUUCAGUUUCAGUUUUUGUUGUGGGCUCUGAAGUCAUGCUCCAGAAUUAAACGAAGGAGUUUACUGAAGUUGUUCACAUUGUUCUGAGGUGAAAUAAUGAGGCGUGAAAGUGAAACGGAUGCUUGUCAGAUUCUGGGAACACCUCACGCAUUAUUCUAAAAGUAGACACAUUCAUCUGCAGCAUCAAGGUCAAAGUGCAGCUUUGAUCGUUAGUGUUGUAGUUCAGACGCCUGAGGCCUGAUUCACUUUUACCGCCUGGAGGAUGCUGUCAUAUAUGACUAAUCCCUCCUCUUCCUGCUACAACAUUAACAGUUUACUUACAGCAGCUUGUUGAAAGUAAAUUGUGUACAGACAUCGGGUGCAACUGCACCUUCCUCUUCCGAGUGCACUGAGAAAUAGACUGAAAGGUGACGGAAAGUCUGAACUUCCUUUUCACAUCAUCUUCACUGAAAUUCUCACACCCAGGCUUUAGCUGUGGAGCGUUAGUCACUGUCACCUUCAAACUGUGGUCAGGUUUUAACAGUGUGACAGUCCCUUAAUACCAGAAACUAGGCUGACUGAGCACUAGAUAUCAGUUCAAUCGUGCAUGUGUGGCACAGCAUGUAACAAGCUUUAUUUUUACAUAUUUCAACGUAGGCAAAUGACACAGCAUGCAAACAUUUACCACACCUCUUCCUCUGCCAUUUAUAUCUGAAGUACACCCACGCAACUAUAGGGCUGCAACUAAUCCACACUUUGUGGAUGAAUCAUUUUGUUUAUAAAACGCUGGUCACAGUUUCCAAAAGCUAAAAGUGACAUUUAAACAGCACAAACCCCCCUAAUACUCAGUUUACUGUCAGUUGAGCUGGAACCAGCACAUUUUUUGGCAUUUUCACUUAAUAUAUGACUAAAUAGUUGCUGAUUAAUUUUGCUUUUUUUUUUUUUUAUCACAAUACAAAAAUCUACAACAGAGACCCAUCCUCUCAGUCAUAUGCAUCUAUUAAAUAAAAUGUAUUGGAGAAAAAAAGGUUUUAAGAUGUUGUGAAGUAGAAGAAUAACGUAGCGUAACAUGGUAAAAAGCACCAAAAAAGAAAAGUUCAGCACUUAUUUGCGUUGUUUCUAAGAGUUCGAUGAGAAGCUCGACCCCACUCUCAUGUCUGUACUCUUAAGUAUGAAACUACAGCCACCUGCAGCUUAGCUUAGCUUAGCAUAACGACUGGAAACAGAGGGAAACUGCUAGCCUGUCUCUGUUUAAAGGCACCAAAAUCCACCUUCUAGCACCUUUAAAGCUCCCUAAUCAACAUGUACAAAAUAGUCCCGCUUAUGACUCCACAUAAAAUUGUGAAUUAUUGUCUUGUAUUGUCAAAAUUAGUCUAUAAAUAGCUUAUUAGCUAACUGAAGCUUACUCCCUCUGCUUCCAGUCCUUAUGCUAAGCUGAGCUAGCUGUCUGCUGGCUGUAGACGGUUGGUAUCGAUCUUCUUCUCUUGUCAAGAAAUAAAUGAGCGUAUUUUUCUGUCAGACUGCUCCUUUACGUACAUCAGUGGAUUUUAUUUUCCACUAUUGGAGUCAUAAAACGUCUGAAUUCGCAGAUAAAAGCGAAUUAAUGACAAACACAAACUGCUGUUACAUCAGCUAAUGUGUUUUUUUGGGGGGUUUUUCUCUGGUUUAUUUGAGAUAAGGUAUGAUAAGUUAUGUUUCCUGUAUAAUGCAUCGGUGAUAAGAGAGACACAGUCACAAAGAAACCACAAAGAAAGCUACACACUGAGAGACUCACAACAGUGUCACAUAUUUGCACAGAUGAGAGGAACAGGGUGUUUAAUGCAAGAGAAAAUAUUUGAUUAACAAAUAAUGAAUAAAAUGAGUGAAAACCAAGUAGGAGCUUGGGUUUUGUAGUUGUAGAAUUCGAUUUCCACCUGUUAAGAUGAUGAGUCUUAUAAUGUGAGAAAGAAAAGCAGCUGAACUGGAUCUGAUUUUUAGUUUUAAAGGGCACAAGUGAAAUUCAGCAGCUGUAAAAUGAAGCCAGGGUUGUGUAAUGUGUGAGAAACUUAGGGGGAAAAAAGGCAGCAGAAACUGGAGAAGAAUAAAAGAGGAAGAAAGAGGAGGAGCCAGCAGAGGGUCGAGAACAGGAUUCAGAGGUAAGAUAGACUCUUCCUGAGUUGAGCUGUUUGCUGUGUGGAGCUGUUCUCUGCUGUCUCUGUUCUCAGGCUAUGGACUAAACCUGCUGCACGCAAGUUAUUUCUCUUUUGAAAGAAUUGAGCCACAUUUCAAGAUGAGCGACCAGGACAGCAGCACCUCAGCCUCUCAGACAGAGGGAGAAUUUGAAGGAGAGACGGAGGGGGAAGGAGAAAGAGAUGAAAAACAGAGUGACGGUCUGGCCCCCAGUCUGUCCAACUUCUCCUCCUCUUUGCGCGCCGUCAUUCGCAUCAAACAGAAGUACCAGGCCUUGAAGAAGCGGCGUCAGGAGUUGACCCUGGGGCUGGGAGGAGCAGGGACCUACACAGGAGCUCCAGCGCGAACCAGCCCCAAAAUCUUCACCUUUGACGGACUCACCCCUUCCACCUUCCCCGCCAUGUCGUCCUCCAUCCCUCAGAGGAAAAAGAAGAGAAGGAAGAAGCGGGUGUUGUUUCCCAACGGAGGGGGGCGCAGAGCCCCACCAAAGCAGGAGCACAGCCGAGCCAAAUACUGCCUCUACCUGCUCUUUGCCAUCGUCUUUCUCCAGGUGUACAACGCCAUAGAAAACCUAGACGACCACGUACUCAGAUAUGACCUGGAGGGGCUGGAGAAGACUCUGAGGAGGGAGGUGUUUGGACAGCAGGGAGCAGUGGAGGGUCUGCUGUCCCACCUGAAGGACUACCUGUCCACCUACGUCCACAACAAGCCCCUGGUGGUGUCCUUGCACGGGCCCAGCGGAGUGGGCAAGAGCCACCUGGGACGCCUCCUGGCUGGACACUUCCGCUCCGUGGUGGGGGAGACGCUGGUGCUGCAGUACUACGUCCUCCACCACUGCCCCCAGGAGGCCGACGCCCUGCAGUGCGCCCACGACCUCUCCACUCUCAUCUCAGAGAUGGUGGAACGAGCUGAGGAGGAGGAGAAGAUCCCGCUCUUCAUCUUCGAUGAAGCCGAGCACAUGCACAACGAGAUCCUGGACGCGCUGUGGCAGCUCGUGGCCUCCAAACAGUCCAACGAAUACCUGAACGCUAUCUACCUGUUCCUGAGCAACCUGGGUCACGAACACAUCACUAAACAUAUGCUACACAACUCCUCAAGUAUUUCUAUGGCGAUGACGGCGUCCGGUCGUCAUAGUAACCUAGUAAAAGAGCUGACUCCAAUAUUACACAACACUCUGGAGAAGCUUCACCCACUGUGGACAGAGGCGGACAUCUUACCUCUGGGACUUCUGGAGAAGGGUCACGUGAUGGACUGCUUCCUGGAUGAAAUGACUCGAGAGGGGUUCUACCCGGAUCACGCCAACAUAGAGCGCCUCGCGGGGGAGAUCGAAUAUUACCCCGCAGUGGGGGGGCACGAAUAUUCCCAGACAGGCUGCAAGCAAGUGGUGGCCAAAGUCAACCUGCUGUGAAACGCCCAGCUGGAAAUGUUUGGAUGCUUCACAUUCUUUAAACAUGAAGAAACCGCGCACGAGAAGUUAGGGAGGUUACAAAACUUGAAUGACACAACUCAGAGCCAAAACUUUGCAGAGCAGUUUGCUCACAAAGGACAGUGAGGACGUUCUGCUGAGGGAAAAGGCACAAAUCCUGUGAAGAGGUUUGGAAAUGCCGAGUCCACACAGAGUCCAAAACAGAAAAAAACAGAUCCUCUCACUCAACUCUGGUCGUAUUCCUCCAUGAAGAUAGUUUUGGUUUUAAUCUGUCCACACUUAGAGAAAUCCUCCUCCACCCAAAUACAGCGGACGUGAAUGAAAUUUUGUUUAUGGAGCUCACAGCGUUAAAAAAAUGUAGACUGUCACAUCCUGUCUGUGUGUUAUCCACACACACUGCUGCUGAUUCCCACAGACGCUGGUGUUUCAGAUGGAAAUAUUUCAGCAAUAACUGGAUGGAUUCUCACAACAUGUAGCUCAGACCUUCAUGUUCCCCUGAGGAUGAAUCCUGGCCGUGGAACAUGGUCUUAUCGUGAGCUCUGAAAAUCCAUUCAGCAGCGUUGUGUUGGGGUGGAGAAAUCUGAACAGAUAAAAAACAAAACUAUCUCCAUGACUUGAUGCUACGAGAGGUAACUGAGAAUAAAAACAUUUUUGGGGAUUUGAGUGAACUGACCCUUUAACCCCUCUGAGAUAUUGGCAGCUCAACCAGACGUGAUGCUGAUGAAAAAACAAGUUUUUUGUCAGUGUGAAGGACAAUUAUUACUUUUCAUUCUGUGGUUUCAAACAGAAAAACAAGACGUAAGCAGAUGAGACCAACACUGAUUCUUUUCUGAGGGGAAGUUCAGGCAUUUCGAAAGCAUCAGUUACUAACACUCGUCUCAGGACGUCCAGAUGAAGUCCUGUUCUCUCAUGCGUUGACUGCAGCUUGACUUUAAUGAAUGCUUGUGCCAGUCAGCAGAUCGUGUAUUAUUUCAUAUUUCUACAUAAUCUACAACAUGUAAACCUGUGGAUUCACUUUAAUAUCAGAGUGAGAACUGCAACAGCCGAGUGACAGACUCCUGGUGGCUGAUCAUCGUCUCCUCAUUGUCUGAGAAAAUGUCGUCCCUGAAGUCUAUUUAUUACAGAAAGAUGUUUUUGUAUUGAUACACCGUAUGUUCACAUCAAGGACAUGAACUGUGCGUCAGCACUGACCCAAUGUCAGAAUAUCUGUGCCUUAAAAUUAAAGACAUCGUU